AUGUCUUCUACGUGGGCAGGGGAGGUAGCAGUGGGCAAAGACAUGGCGGUCCGUGAUUCAUUCUCUACAGUUUUGCCCGCACAGCAGACCCCUCAACCAGCCUAUUUCCAAUCUCGCGCAGUAAGUGCUUCUCCACUUGUGCUUCCCACUGCCUGUUUGGGGAAAAUCCUCCCCAACGCCUUCGUCGCCCAGCCAGAAAAUGGAGUGGAAAAUCGAGUAGAGACGUUCGAACGAGGAGCUUGGGUCCUGGGUCUGGGGUAUGUGCAUCAACCUUAUAAGUCUACCACACGGUACUGGUGGCUUCGCACUGGCUUCGUGCUUGCCUGUCAAUCUUACCCCGGAUCGGAUCAAGGCUACAGCUUUCCGUGCCGGAUGAGCGCCGGAUAUCGGUUCGACGCUAUCAGAGCACAAUUUAGACCGAAUGCCACUACAUCCCAGAAACUCCUUGCUUUUUCCAACUAUCUCCCCUCACUCUUCAAUGUCGCGGUCUUAGUCGCAGCUUCGCUUCCUGCCACAAUCGUUCUGCAGCAGGAUGCGGAUUGCUAUGCUACCAGCGCUAUGCUGAUUGACGAUGUUAAUUACUCGGCUGCUUUGCAUAUGACUGACUACCUUACCUCAGAUAACCUGAUCACCAAGAAUCCAACGAACAUGUUCCUCAUAAAAUUGCCCACAUAUAUGACUAGGGCUAGCUGCUCGCGGGCAAGCUUGGUUUCUGCAGCAAUUCGGUGCGUUAGGCCAAACCACUCUCGUGCCACGACGAAGAGCUGGAGUAUGCAACUCAUCUUCUCAUAUACCACCGAUAGAGUCCGUCACAAGAAAUGCGACGAAGCACCCGGGGCGUGUAACAACUGCACAUCUACCGGUCGGCGUUGCGAUGGGUAUGACCAACAUCGUUUACCCCGUGCAAGCAAGACCAAUACGCCACCUCAAGCCAAAUUCCAGAUUGUGACAGGCCUGGUUGGAGGAGUGCAUCGGACGAUGAACCGAGAGGAACGACGAUGCUUCUCGUUCUUCCACCUUCGCACCAUGCCCGCCAUGGUGGGUUUCUUCGACUCUGCCCUGUGGCAGCAAUUAAUCCUCCAGUUGGGGCACGAGGAACCCGCGGUCUAUCACGCUAUUGUUGCUCUGAGUGCGUUCCAUCAAGACUCGGAAAGGCAAGGGAUGCCGCUGUCCAAGGAGGACCUGGGGAACACUUGGCAUCGGUUUGCCUUGGAGCAGUCAAUGCGCUCGUUCUCGCUUCUCCAUACUCGCCGCGCAUCUCACGAUCCUCGGCUGCGGGAAGUCACCUUGCUAUGCUGCCUGGUCUUUGUGCUCUUGGAAUGGCUGCGGGGCCAGUAUGACAAGGCUUUCGGGCAUCUUCGGAGUGGAGUCCAAAUGCUCAAAGAGGUUGGCGUGAAGAUGACAGAUGAGUCGCGUGUGCGUGGGCCCCCGGUAGAGCGAGCCCUGGUCGCUGCUUUCGCCCACUUGGACAUUCAGUCUGCGCAGUUUGGGGAGACAAGUUCACUCGUGGGAGGAAAUCCUAUUCUGGAGAUCACAACGUCGCAGGCACACGGGACACCCACUUUCCGCAACAUAUCUGAUGCGCGGGAAGCACUCGACCACAUCCUUGAACCGGUUUUCAAGUUUACAACCUCCACAGAGGCCCUGUCGCAUGAACAGCUUGCGAUGCAGUACGAGUCUCUCCAUCAGGAGCAGAGCAGACGCUGCGCGGCAGUGAGCGAGUUCGCCCGAACCUUCGACCACUUCCGUGCUACAAGAUAUUACAAGCUGAGCGCGAAAGAGCAACGCGGUGCAGACGUCAUUCACCUCCAUCAGACCGCGGCGUCUUUGCAUCUGGAGAUCUGUCUUCUAGAAAGCAACGAUCCCCUGCUGGACACUUAUACUCCUAGAUUCGAGCGUCUUCUGGCUUGCGUUGGAGAAGUGACGGACAAGUUCCCUGAACGACCUAGUGUCUGCAUGGACAUGGGCAUCAUUCCGCCACUCUUCCUCGUAGCCACCGGAUGUCGGGAUUAUAGAGUCCGCGAACGGGCGAUCGAGGCACUACGGUCCUGGCCGCACCGUGAAGGACCAUGGGACUCGAAUCUAGGGGCUCGUAUCGCUACCGAGAUAAUGAAAAUUGAGUCUGUGGCCGGUUCGGCGCCGCCGAGCGGGGAUACGGAGGGAUUCACCAGCGAACCUGCAAAUAACACUCCGGCGCCGCGUGGGGUGUCUGUGACUAUACCCGAAGAUCAAAUUCAUGCGUGCUUGUCAUAUUAUGUGGGCAACGAGCGGAAUGAACGGUGGUUCAAGCUUGACGGAAAGUGAGAC
Molecule: messenger RNA, 2307 nt
Organism: Aspergillus aculeatinus CBS 121060
Lineage: Eukaryota; Fungi; Ascomycota; Eurotiomycetes; Eurotiales; Aspergillaceae
Product: Zn(II)2Cys6 transcription factor
Exons: 7
Coding region: 1-2304 (767 amino acids)
Biological process (GO): regulation of DNA-templated transcription
Molecular function (GO): DNA-binding transcription factor activity, RNA polymerase II-specific; zinc ion binding
Source: RefSeq, a predicted model, not a curated record